AUGAAACCUGCCUGGCAGCUGCAAGGGGGUCUCGGCCAGCGGCUGCGCGGAAAGCUUGAAUCUGCAGCCGUUGUCGCCCUCACAGUCGCCAGAUCCCCCCAGACCCAUCUUGACCGAGGCUGGACAGCCUGUCGCGCAUAUUUCUUUUCGAUCAUUUUCAUCUCCAUCCUACUCUCCAAAGUCUUCCACAUCUACGUCCAUCUCAAUUCGCUCACGGUUUUAUCCCUUCUCGCAUGGGGCCCCACAUUCUUCUUCCUGGAUAUCCUCCUCGUGCUGGGCGCACGUGGCGUGGCCCGAUCGUACGAAUGGCGAACGUUUCGAGAUAUAGCAGCACUGUGCACUGUGUUAUUCAGUGCAUAUACCUCAUCGAUGAUUUCCGCCAACAUAUCCUAUUACAUCCACAAGGGCAUGGAGAUCCAUUGGCGCCUAUCGAACGACUUCCACAAGGAUAAGCCGUCCGCCAUACUUGUUUUGUCGGCCCUGUUCGUUGCUAUCCUUCUCGAGACGUCGAUUUUGGUUGGUGCAUUCUAUGCCACACCCUAUCUUUCCCGGGUCACCGGGGCUUUCCUGAGGAUCUGGGGUGUAGUGCUGUCCGCAACAUACCGUUACUUCCGUCCGAAUAAGGAAGUUCUGCCACACCCAGAUACCUAUGAACAAAUUGCAAUCGAUGACUUUGACAUCGGUGAUGACAAUAGCGACUCCAUCUCGUUGCUGGAUGUACCUCAAGCCCCGCCUGCGCAGAAGAGCCGGGCAUUGUUGAAGCCCGCUAUCGUCGUAUCGUGCAGCGUAAUUCUACUUUGCCUCCGUUUCAUUCGUCCCAGCGAUGUUGUUUACAGUUUCAUUUCCGGGUCUCUUCCUCUUGCGCCGUUUGGCGGCCUCAAAUUUGGGUCUUCUCAGCGCAGUGUUGCAUCCUUGCCGGGCGAUUUCAACUGGCUAGAAGGCAAAACUGCUUUAGACACCUUCCCGACAUUUGACUGGUUACAUGCGGGCGAUGCGGCAACUGCCUUCCCGGAUUGGUCUCCUUUCCGCAUCAAUCACUUCAACAACACCGAACCCAAGGACUAUUUGUAUGAACACUACAACCCGAUGAAAGAUCCUUUGCACUUUCCCAACCUCCAGAACGACCUCCUAGAGUCCAUCCGCGAUGUGCUCCACAGCGGAGACAUGAAAAUCAAGCACGUUAUGGUCAUCAAAUUGGAGAGCAAUCGGCAGGACGUGUUUCCCUUCCGCUCCGACUCUUACAUUAUGGAGCACAUUAAAAAUUCCUAUAACGGAAAAAUCCCAGAUGAGGUUAUGGGUAGACUCGCCAAUCUCACCCCCACCGCCGAAAGGUUCACCGGAUUUGAGACUGGGUUUAACGAGAACGAGGAUCGUCCAACCCCCUAUGGUAGCCUCAGCGCCAAAAAUGCUUAUACCUCCGGUACAUACACCAUGAAGAGUCUUACAGGUACUAUGUGCGGUGUGAGCCCCAUUGCUAUUCAAAGCAACCUUGAGUACCUGCACGAUAUUUACCAGCCUUGCCUACCGCACAUAUUCGACGCAUUGAACCAACAAUCAAACAUUACCAAUCAGACUGAGGAUUGGACCUCUUGGCCAUGGCAUUCUAUGUGGAUGCAGUCCCACUAUGGCACCUGGGAUCACCAGGAUGGGCUUACUCCUGCCAUGGGAUUCAGAGAUAUCACGACAAAAGAGUCAAUCAAUGAAAACGGUGCUAAAUACAUCCCAGAGGAGCCAGAGGAGGAACAGAAAUAUGGUCAUCCGGAUCACACGCUGAAGAACUAUAUGCGGGAUGCAUUUGCCGAGGCCAAGGAGAACAACACUCGCCUCUUUAUCGCCCAUCUAACUCACAAUACCCAUACUCCUUGGUUCAAGCCUGGUGAUUACCAGGAGUACUUCGGGAAUGGCCAUGGAUGGAACGACCGGUUGAACCGGUACCUAAAUACCCUCAAGUAUCAGGAUGACUGGCUGGCCACCAUCCUUGAGAUUCUCGAAGAGGCUGGAGUCAUUGACGAGACCCUGCUUGUUAUGGCAGGUGACCACGGUCUAUCUCUUCCGAAUGAUGGUGGUGUAACGGCCAACCAUGACCCCCACGUCGGGAGUUUCCACGUCCCCCUACUCGUCGCCCAUCCCAAGCUACCCGCAGUCGAAAUUGGCAGUGCAGUCAUAUCGACUCAAAUCCUCCCCAGUAUCCUCGAUAUCCUGAUCGAAACAUCCUCUAUCAACGAACAGUCAGCACAUAUAUUGAAGGACCUGCUGCCCUUAUACGAGGGCCAGUCGUUACUACGCCCACUUAUCCCCGAGCAAGAUAAGAGGCAAGAAUGGCAUUUCUCCACAAUGAACCCUGGAGGAACGUGGAUCUCUAUGCGAGCAGCCGCGAAACCGUACCGUCUCGUGGUGCCGCUCAUCCCAGAUGCCCCGUGGCGAUUCACCGAUGUCGUCGCUGACCCACUCGAGUUCCAUCCCGAGGAAGACAUGAAUAUCGUGUCCCUAUAUGAUGCUGUGCAGACACGGUACGGGCCCGACGCCGCGAUGUGGGUUAGCGAGGCCGCUCAUAUCUCCCAGUGGUGGAUUGCGGAGAACCACCGACGCUGGAAGUUUAGUCCCGACGAUCCGACGAGCUGA
Penicillium concentricum is the source of this 2622-nucleotide messenger RNA. Its product is annotated as Alkaline phosphatase-like alpha/beta/alpha. The record is from RefSeq and is a predicted model, not a curated record. NCBI's taxonomy places the organism in Eukaryota, Fungi, Ascomycota, Eurotiomycetes, Eurotiales, Aspergillaceae. Bases 1 to 2622 code for a protein of 873 amino acids. The transcript has 3 exons.